GACCGUGGUGAGCUGCCGCGGGCGGCGCUGGCCCGGAUUUGUGCCCGGGUGGUGGUGGUGGCGGUGGUGAGGAUCGUCGGGCAAGACGCGGGGCAAAACAGGAGCCAGGAUAGCUGCUUUUCAGCACAUCAAGGCUUUGGCUAUGACCACACCACCCUUGCCUCCCAGCAGUCAGGACAACCUCGUAAAAACCAGUCCUUGGACAAUAUCCCUCGGGCAGUCUCUCUACUUCUCUAUUCAAAGUUAUAAUCAUGGGAAGCGUCAGUAGCCUUAUCUCUGGACACAGCUUCCACAGUAAGCAUUGCCGGGCCUCUCAGUACAAGUUGCGUAAGUCAUCCCAGCUGAAGAAGCUGAACAGGUACUCUGAUGGUCUACUGAAGUUCAGCUUCUCCCAAGAAGCGGGCCACAACAAGUCCAGCUCCAAAGGCAAUAAGAACGAGGACUUCUUUUACAUCAAAGUGAACCAGAAGGCACACCGAACAGACUAUGCCCCACUCUCGGGUGGUGAGCUGGAAGGUCAGGCUGGGACAAGCAGCAAUGAUUACAGUACUCCAACACCCCCCAAAGUGAAGCCAGGCUCCAAACAGCUGGAACUAGCUACAGAGAAGAGUGUGGCAAGGGCCACUGCUUUCAAGCCAGUUCUCCCUCACUCAAACACAGUUCUCCAUUCUUCUCCUGAUCACAGCAAUGCUGCUCAGCAGUUCCCAACCCAAGACAAAGUCAAAGAUCCGGAGAGUAAGCCUGCUCUUUGUUCUGGAGGACUUUCAGAUUCGGGGAGAAACUCUAUGUCAAGCCUGCCAACACACAGUACAGCCAGCAGCUACCAGCUGGACCCUCUGAUUACUCCUGUUGGCCCCAUCAACCGAUUUGGAGGCUCUGCUCACAACAUCACUCAGUGUGCCAUCCUUCAGGAGAGUAACAUGAUGAGUUUGAAAGCUCUGUCUUUCUCUGACGGGGGCACCAAGAUCCUGAACCCAGGCAAGUCUUCCACUCAUCCCCAUAUGACUGAGAACAGUGUUUGUGUUCGUUCACCCAUCUCCACGGAGGAGUCCGCCAUUCAGGAGCUGGAGCAGAAGCUGAUGGAGCGGGAGGGUGAGCUGCAGGAGCUCCAGUGCAGCUUUGAAGAGAAGGAGAUCGCUUCCUGCCAAAACUAUGAAGAGAAGCAAAGGCGUUGCCGGGAGGAGAUGGAAGGGCUGAAGCAGAAAUGCAACAACAAACUGAAGCAGACAUCGCAGAAGAACCAGCGAGCGCAACAACUCUUGCAACUGCAGUGUUCCAGCUGCAGCAGAGAGAAGCAGCUGCGGGAGGAGCUGUCCAACUUGAUGAAGGAGCAGGACCUUCUGGAGAACAAGCUGAGGACCUACGAGAAAGAGAAGACCACGUUUGCUCCCGCACUAGAAGAAACACAGUGGGAGGUUUGUCAGAAGUCUGGUGAGAUCUCUCUCCUGAAACAGCAACUGAAAGAAUCCCAGUCAGAGCUGAACAGCAAGACCAAUGAGGUCCUCAAUCUGAAAGCUCAGCUGAAGGACCUCCGGGCCAAGAUGGAACUGUUGGAGAUUAAAAUUCAGGAUUUGGAGGAUUCGUUGCAUGCCAAAGCCAGGGAACUGGAGGUAUGUGAGAAUGAACUCCAACACAAGAAGAAUGAGUCAGAACUACUAAGGAAAGUGAACUUGCUGGAACAAGAGAUUGCAGAGUUGAGAACUGAACUGACCAUCCUCAGGGAGGAGAUGAAAUGUGGUGUGGUUUCCAUGGGCCUGGAGGAAAGCAUGGUGGAGGAUGCCCAAGUCCUGUGGAGAGAAAUAGAGAAGCUAAAAAAACUGCAGGAGGAACAGAACAGCAACAAGCAGAUCACAGUCAACUUUCAGCAGGAACGACAAACAUGGAAGGAGGAGAAAGAGAAAGUGAUCCAGUACCAGAAGCAGCUGCAGCAAAGCUACCUUCACAUGUACAAAAGAAACCAAAACCUGGAGAAGAUGCUUCAGCAGCUGGCUGCUGGGGAGGAUGGUAAAGACCCCUUAGAUCUUGAUCUCCAUGGAACUGAUGUCCCUUAUGAGGACAUUAUUGCCACUGAAAUCUAAAUCUGAAGGGUGCUGUGGUUUGCUGCCCACUGCAGAAAGAUCUCACUUGGGGUUAUGUGUAACUUCACAGAGCACUUUUAAUGGUGGUCCUUGUCUGGCCAAAACAAGUCACCAGCCAUUGUCCAUGCAUUUCCACUCCCAACUUCUUUAUCCAGGUGUACCUGACUGCUGCUGUAGGGCAACUCAUUGAGAAAAGGGAAGAGAAGAAUUCCCAACUGACUUUUUCUCUCAUGACAUGAUCCAACAUAAGAGCAGCUUUGGUGGAAAAGAUACAAGAACCUCUGAGCCAUUAAUAAUAUGAGAUAAGACCUGCUUGUAUUCUAAGACCCUCUUAAUUCCCCUGUGAGAAGACUCUGGGGAAAAGCACACCCAUUAAACUUUUAGUUUAUGGAAGAGUGACUUGCACAUCCAGCAAGAGUUGGUCAUCAUGGUCCUCAAGGGUAACCAGUUGUUCCAUCUUUGCAGAACAUGGUGUGUUCUACUGGAAUAUUUAAGCAUCAGAUGGAACGAUAGUAGCAUUGUUCCAUCAUUUGUCUGCGAAGGACGUGCCUCCUUCAGAAAUGAUGGCUAAUAUUGUAGAGUCCCAGAAGCCAUAAUUUGUCAGUCAGCCACUGGAUCUUCAUCCUUUACCUUUCUUUUAGCGGUUGCCUCCCUUUUCUGAACAAGCUGAAGUUUGGGAGAGGCAUAUUUUUAUUUAUUGUGUGAGUGCACAUGUCUAUAAUGGAGAUGGAUUUUGAAACGCUCUUGUGUUUUUGAACAGGAAUGUUCAGAGUUGUUUAUUUAAAAUGUGAAUAUUUGUACGUAUGUAUUAUUGUUUUGCAAAUAUCUGUCAUUUAUUUUUCCACAUUUCCUAUUUUGACCUGGAGAAAAAAACAUAUUGGGUCUUCUGAGCUGAUUGUGUCUAUAGAUAUAAUUGGAAAUAUUUGCCUCAAAGUGAUGCUUUCUUUAGAAACAUGCUAGCUUCCAUUCCAUGUUUUAAAAAUUAAAAACUGUUUUACAAAGUAAAUGAGGUCAUGCAAACAGCUUGGAGGGAACCAAGGAAUAUACUGUAUUGGCAGGCAUAUAACUUUAUUUACUUAAAGCAUACGUCUUGCAAAAAAUCAACACCAGUUCAAAGCAGUCAACAACAAUAAAACUAUUAGUAAACAAUUUUCAAAUAUGGUACUGUGUUUCCACAAAAAUAAGACAGGAUCUUAUUUUCUUUUGAC
Messenger RNA from Thamnophis elegans (Western terrestrial garter snake), 3286 nucleotides. RefSeq names its product leucine zipper tumor suppressor 1 (gene LZTS1). The record is from RefSeq and is a predicted model, not a curated record. Gene Ontology annotation, cellular component: dendritic spine. Gene Ontology annotation, biological process: regulation of dendrite morphogenesis; regulation of synaptic plasticity. NCBI's taxonomy places the organism in Eukaryota, Metazoa, Chordata, Lepidosauria, Squamata, Natricidae.